AUGGAAGACGUUAAUUCAGGUUACAAUACCAACACUUCACAGCAAGGAAUAUUCAUAAGUAAUUGUGAUUGUGGUCUUGAACCAGUUCUUCGGGAGGUUAAGUCAAACACAAUAAAUAAAGGAAGAUUUUUUUGGUCAUGCAGCAAAUUUGGUACUCCGAAUCAUUCGAGAAAAUGUAAUUUCUUUAAAUGGAAAUCUCAAAAUGAUGAAGACGAUAACGAUCCCUUCUUCCAAUACGCCAUACAAAGUAGAACAACAUCAAUACCCUUACAUUGGAGAUAUAAGAAUUCUAGUAUUAGAGCUACUUUUCCACAAGCUCCCGGUACACCUCCAACAAGAUCGCAAUCUCCAUUUUCUGUAAACUCAAUAGAUGAUGAACUUACUCCCAGAAAUUUAACUGGUGAUGUAUACACACGUAAACCGGCUGUCUUCGAUAAUUGGGAUGAUGUACCUAAAUUUUCCACUCCACAAUUAUUAGAUAUUGCGCAAAAUCACCUUAUGCAACAAGACAGAAAUUAUCAAAGAUGGUACACUGCCAACCAAUUGGUUAAACGAGAUCUUGAAGAUGCAAGGAAAGAAAUUGAGAAAUCAAAAAGAGAUUUUGAAAUGUUAGUUAAAGAAAACGAACUAUAUAAACGUGAAAUUAAAGUUUUAAAAGCUGAAAAGCGACGACGGUUAGAAGAUGAAAAUGUUGGUAUAAAAGAAGAAAAUCAGGAUUAA
This is a messenger RNA of Funneliformis caledonium, 720 nucleotides long. NCBI's taxonomy places the organism in Eukaryota, Fungi, Glomeromycota, Glomeromycetes, Glomerales, Glomeraceae. The record is from the annotation of a GenBank genome assembly.